Messenger RNA from Ooceraea biroi (clonal raider ant), 1491 nucleotides. RefSeq lists its product as uncharacterized. Lineage: Eukaryota; Metazoa; Arthropoda; Insecta; Hymenoptera; Formicidae. The record is from RefSeq and is a predicted model, not a curated record.
AGCUGUCCGCUACAAUGGCGGCAUCGAUCCGUAGGAUCGAUCGACGAAGUAUCUCAAUUCUCCUUUGGUCGUCGCGAGGCUCUCCUUCUGGCGUCUUCGAAGAUCGCGUACAGCUCGUAUGGGUUGAAUAUUCGUCUUGGGAUGUCUCAUGGGUUCGGUCACCCAUCGAAGAAAACUGCGAUGUCCUUUUAGAUAAACCCGCCACGUCACACACAAAGAAAUCUCACACGAAUAUGCGUACCACCGUGGUGGCGCCGUACCGUUCGAUCGUAGAUCGCUAUGAGAAGGGCGCGCCGGCGGGGAGUCCCGUGGUACACGGGCGCCAGCGCCACGCUUCCUCGCUUGUAGCGCCAUCGCGCGUUUGUCGUAUCUAUGUAUUCUAUGCCUAUGAUUCUCUCUUGCCUGAACAACAAGCGUUCUAAACAUAUAGAGGUUCAUCAUUAUUUUGUUCGCGAGCGUUAUUUGAACGGAGAAAUUACUGUACAGCAUAUUAGUGGAAGCGAUCAAUUAGCUGAUUUGUUUACGAAACCUCUUGGUUGCAUUCGAUUUAAACAGUUACGUAAAUCGAUAGGUUUAAGUUGUAUUUAAGUUAGGCAUAACAUUUGUUUGUAUUAUUAUAGGAGGAAGUGUUAGAAGUAUAUAAUAAUACGUUUGAGUUUGCUAUAUGUAUGCUGCGCAUGCGUGUGGUUAGAGCGACGCAAAGUUUUUGGUUUUUCGGUUCGUUACGUACGAGCGAGCACGAACGUACAAGAGCGCGAACGAGUCAAGUCGUGUUUUUUACAUAUAUAUUUAGUUUUCGUUUUGAUAAGUCAAUAUUACUAAAAGCAGUGUAUUUUCUUAUUAAAUCAGUCAUUUCAAUACGUAGCAUUGUGUUAUGCAUCCUACUGCUCUUGCGCUGCCCCGUUAGCAAAAACAAUUGAUACCAAAAAGUGGUAUGCAAAUUGUAUCUUGAGAAAAAUUAAAAGAAUUUCUGAAUAGAACAAUUACGGUAAAACAUUGUACACAUUAUUAAUUGUAAUAUCUGAAGUAUUAUGAAAAGGUUAAUAGUAAAUCAUACUUUUCAUUAUAAUAGAAUGAAAGUUUACAAAUAACACAUGAGCAAAAUGUAUAAUAAUGGAAGUAAUAUUGAAGAUGCAAUAUGUAACUGUUGGACAAUUCUUAAAAGAUAAUUGUGAUUUGUCGUAUUCUGAUAUGCAAAUAUGCAUUGAACAUGAAAGUGAAAAGCAAGUAAAUAAUAAUUCAAUUUCAACAGAUAAAAUACUAUUACCAUGUGAUGUAGUUGAAGAAGUACCAAGGAAAAAGCAGAAAUGCAGUGUUAUGAAUAGUGGACAUAUAGAAUCGGACAAUAAGAUAUUAAUAUUAGAAGCAGAAAAGACAGGAAAACAAACAUUAACAAUGAAAGACGGAAUGAGUGCGUGAUAAUAAUAAAGUAUCAACAUCAAAAUAUAUAACUCACUCAGCGCUACAAAAUAAUAAUUCUGAUAGGAGUAA